Drosophila eugracilis is the source of this 3126-nucleotide messenger RNA. RefSeq names its product ATP-dependent DNA/RNA helicase DHX36 (gene Rhau). Gene Ontology annotation, cellular component: nucleus; intracellular anatomical structure; cytoplasm. NCBI's taxonomy places the organism in Eukaryota, Metazoa, Arthropoda, Insecta, Diptera, Drosophilidae. The record is from RefSeq and is a predicted model, not a curated record. Gene Ontology annotation, molecular function: G-quadruplex RNA binding; DNA helicase activity; ATP binding.
AUUGGUCGAUACGAGAAUAAAAUUUCUAAGAUAUAUAUAAACCUACUAAUAUUAAAAAUUACGUGAUACCCUUACUAAAAGUAAAAAUGUUCAAGUCUUAAGAGAGUUGGCAUUCCUUACUCUACUCUCAGCUGAUCUGCAUGUUUUGCGGAUUUUGUUGAUUUUUCGUUAAGAUUCUUUCAUCUCCUGGAUAUGCGCCUAAAUUGAAUAGGAUGCAACGUAAUAGGGACUCCUCAGGCUCCCACGCUCGCAAGGGCAACCGUCCACCAGGUCUCAGAGGCAAGGAUAUCGGACUGUAUUACCGGAAUCUCGCCCGGCAGCGAAAGAAGGAACGCGGUGACGACGCCGACUCUAAAGAGGCUGAAAUCCGUUUGGGUUGCAAUGUCAGCGUUCCUGGUGGAGUCCUUGAGCGCGUAAAGGAGUUCAUAGAGGAAUACAACAGAACACCGGCUAAGGAAAACUCCGAGGUGGAUGCCCAAUUUAAGGGACAAUUUCGACAUCUUUUGAGUGUGAACUUCGAGGAGUUCGUGGCGGAGACGAAGAAAAAGAAUGAAGGCGUCGACUACGCCAGUCCCAAGCUAGACGAAAAGCUGCAGCUGGAACUGGAUCAACGCAAGCUAGAUGAGAAUGGCAAGAAACGUCUGGCAGCAACAAAACUACCCACCAUGAAAUACGCCGAGGAUAUCGUACGGGCUGUUCGGGAAAACCAAGUAAUCCUGAUUGUGGGCAGCACUGGAUGUGGCAAGACCACUCAAGUACCUCAAAUUCUCCUCGACGACGCUAUUUCCCGGGGCUGUGCCUCGUUAUGCCGCAUUGUUUGUACACAGCCACGAAGGAUUUCGGCCAUAACCAUCGCCGAAUGGGUUAGUUACGAGCGUUGCGAGAGUCUAGGCAACUCGGUGGGCUAUCAGAUUCGUCUUGAGAGUCGGAGACCCCGUGAUAGAGCUUCUAUUACAUACUGCACCACAGGAGUUUUACUGCAGCAGCUACAAUCGGAUCCACUCAUGCACAAUCUAAGUGUCUUGAUUUUGGAUGAAAUCCAUGAACGGAGCGUUGAAACGGAUCUAUUAAUGGGUCUUUUGAAGGUUAUCCUACCCCAUAGACCAGAACUGAAAGUAAUCCUUAUGAGUGCGACUGUGAGAGAGCAGGAUUUCUGUGAUUAUUUCAACAACUGUCCCAUGUUCCGCAUCGAAGGCGUGAUGUUUCCCGUCCAAAUGCUCUAUCUGGAAGAUGUUCUGGCUAAGACGAAUUACGAGUUCCAGAAGUCCCGCGAUCGUCGGCCCAAGCGGGAUCGUCCUGAGCGCCGGAUGAUGCAUGAGGCGAUGAUAGAACCUUAUUUACGGCGCAUCAGAAACUCGUACGACAGCCGUGUGCUGGAGAAGUUGCGCCUUCCGGAAUCGGAGGGCUGUGAGGACAUUGAUUUUAUAGCCGAUCUGGUUUACUAUAUAUGUGAAAAUGAGCCGGAAGGUGCCAUUUUAGUCUUCCUGCCGGGCUAUGAUAAAAUCUCGCAGCUGUACAGUCUUCUGGACAAACCAAAAUCUCCAAAAGGUCAAAGAUGGCGGGAGCACAUAGCUGUCUUUCCUUUACAUUCCCUAAUGCAAUCAGCGGAACAGCAGGCUGUUUUCCGGCGUCCACCGGCGGGGAAACGCAAGGUGAUUAUCUCCACAAUUAUUGCCGAGACCUCAGUGACUAUUGACGAUGUGGUUUAUGUCGUCAACUCUGGUCGCACGAAAGCCACCAACUAUGACAUCGAGACGAAUAUACAGACACUGGAGGAGGUGUGGGUGACCAAGGCAAAUACGCAGCAGAGGAAAGGCAGAGCAGGUCGUGUCCGGCCAGGAAUAUGUUACAAUCUAUUCAGCCGUGCUAGGGAAGAUAUAAUGGCGGAUAUUCCAACACCAGAGAUACUUCGCUCCAAGCUGGAAUCUAUAAUUUUAAGCUUGAAGCUGCUCCAUAUCGAUGAUCCGUAUCGGUUCUUGCAAACCCUGAUUAAUGCCCCCAAUCCCGAGGCCAUCAAGAUUGGUGUAGAACUACUGAAGCGCAUUGAAGCUCUGGACAAGAUGGGCACCCUCACUCCGCUGGGCAUGCAUCUUGCCAAACUGCCCAUCGAUCCGCAGAUGGGAAAGAUGAUACUGAUGUCGGCUCUCUUUUGUUGCUUGGAUCCCAUUACCUCAGCGGCGGCUGCUUUGUCGUUUAAGUCGCCAUUCUACUCGCCGUUGGGUCAAGAGAGUCGAGUGGACGAGAUCAAGCGGAGAAUGGCUCGAAAUAUGCGAAGUGAUCACCUCCUAGUGCACAACACCAUUAAUGCUUACCGGGAAAAUCGCCAGGCGCAUACGGAACGCGACUUUUGCUACAAGAAUUUCCUUAGCUCUAUGACACUGCAGCAGCUGGAGAGGAUGAAAAAUCAGUUCAGCGAGCUGCUCUACAACUACAAGUUUCUUACCUCCUCGAACUGCAAAGAUACCAUAUCCAACAAGAAUUCUGAGAAGAUUCCUUUGCUGAGAGCCAUUAUAGGAGCGGGUCUUUAUCCUAACAUGGCACACUUGAGAAAAUCAAGACAGCUCAAAAAUCGAGUGCGUGCUAUUCACACGAUGGCAACGGACGAUGGACGCCGCGUAAACUUCCAUCCUUCCUCAGUGAAUAGCGGCGAAAGUGGCUUCGAUUCGGCCUACUUUGUCUAUUUCCAGCGGCAAAAGUCAACCGAUCUUUUCCUCCUUGACUCCACAAUGGUUUUCCCAAUGGCUUUGAUCAUUUUUGGCGACGGCGUGGAAGCGGGAGUGACCCAAAAUACGCAUUAUUUAUGCGUGGCCAAAACUUAUUACUUCAAAUGCAAUCAAGAAACUGCCGAUGUAGUCCUGGAAUUACGUAGCAAUCUCGAGAAAUUGCUGCUGAAAAAGGCUUUGUAUCCGGCGCCCAUCGAGGAAAACGGAUAUGAAAAACAGUUGAUCAAAGCCAUCGAGUUGCUUCUAUCGCUAGACGAAAGACUGGGCGAGGACUGUAUUUCCUCCGAUGAAAUAGAUGACAUCUAAUCUGCCUCAAUAUCCUGAUGUUUUAGUUUAUUGUUCAGCUCACUAAAGGAAUUCUUUUAGCAAAACAUUGUUAAAAAAUAAAUUAUAAGUGCAAACU